GUCUGAUUUCCAUAAUUGACUGGAUUAACCCAUGUCUCAAGAGCUUCACGCGAGAAUGAUGCUCAUUAGGUGUAUUGACCAAACAUGAGCGGCUCUGAAAUUCUUGACACGAUCUUUACCACGAACAGCGUAUCAGCUGGCGUGUUCUUCUGUGCACUAUGUAGCAAGCCCUUCAGCCAAGAGACUGCACUGAAGCGGCAUGUGUCUUACUGUCGACGAACAAAAGACCGACCCCGAAGCCGACCGAAGCCUUGUCGAGAAUGCAGCGCAGCCAAACAUAAGUGUAGCUUACAAGCUCGCUGUACGCGUUGCACAAAGAAAGGACUAGACUGCACCUACGCAGAAAACAGAACUCAAGAGCCCACAGCCAGCACAGAGGCCCUCAACGCACAAGUUUGGGCGCCGAGUCUCCUGGGCUUGGAUUCAGCUAAUCCUCAGUCUAUUUUUGCACCAGAGGCUUCGACUUUUGAUCAUCAAGUACGAUGGGAUCCAUUCUCGCAAAUGAUUGAACUGCCGGAUGAAGUCGCUUUUGGCAACUUCCCUCUGACGGAACCUGGACUUGGUCACAUAACGGAGGACCUGGUGGUCGGUGACACCUAUUUGUCUCCAUCACCAGAACCGUACCGGCAGAUACUGCCACAUUCAGUAAAUCUUGGCAGGCGCGUGACAUCAAACACCUCUUGGAUCGUCUUUCCACUUCAAUUCAUCAAGGAGCCAAAGGCGGCGGCCAAUGGCAGCGCAAAUAUGAUCAAACAGGCGCUGCGCUCAUAUCCCGAAAUGAUGCUGCGAAGGUCAACAUUUCCUCCCUUCAUACACCAAUACCAGGACAAGAGCCAUCUUCCCGAGCCACUGGCAAACUGUAUGGGCAUAGCGAUUUUGUUCGUAUCUCGAAACCCAGACACUAGUUCGUUCUUAUGGCAAUCAAUUCGAAAGGAGCAGGACAGAAAUCUCAGCGAAGUUGGAAUAGUGCACCCUGCCCUACCAGAUGAGUUGAGAAUGCUGACUUUGCCAAACAGAUGGUUAGAUAUAGCAAAAAAGACAUUUUCGCCUCAAUACAAGCAGAACUGGUAUAUAUCAUCAUGCGUGUCGUCGCCGGCGGUGGAAGCACUCUUGCAGACCGUGACUACAACACCCACAUGCUGUUGGCUUAUGAGGCGUUUUGGAAACAAUUCAUGGCCAUGACUGAUACUACAUGUAGUGUAGACUCUAAGAGUUCGCAUUCAUGGGAAGAUUGGAUAUUGGACGAGUCUCGAAUAAGGUAAGUGGAUUUCGAAAAGUUUUUACUCAACGUUCAACGAGCUGACAAAAAGACGCGUCAGAAUUGCUUGUGUGUGGUUCUUGGUAGCGCAGGUAGCCACCGUUAAGGUAGGCAUAUCUUGCAGCGUUCUUGACACAUGGAGAGAAUUGCUACUGCCAUGUCACAAAGUACAAUGGGGUGCUACAACGCCAGAAUCAUGGGACGAAGAAACAAAAGCGUUGGGAAAUCUUCCAAAGCGGGGUAAGGAUCUGGUUUAUUUUCGGGAG
Messenger RNA from Colletotrichum scovillei, 1524 nucleotides. RefSeq lists its product as uncharacterized. The transcript has 3 exons. Gene Ontology annotation, molecular function: DNA-binding transcription factor activity, RNA polymerase II-specific; zinc ion binding. Lineage: Eukaryota; Fungi; Ascomycota; Sordariomycetes; Glomerellales; Glomerellaceae. Gene Ontology annotation, biological process: regulation of DNA-templated transcription. Bases 85 to 1182 code for a protein of 365 amino acids. The record is from RefSeq and is a predicted model, not a curated record.